Molecule: messenger RNA, 555 nt
Organism: Amborella trichopoda
Lineage: Eukaryota; Viridiplantae; Streptophyta; Magnoliopsida; Amborellales; Amborellaceae
Product: pentatricopeptide repeat-containing protein At4g21065
Biological process (GO): RNA modification
Molecular function (GO): protein binding; RNA binding
Source: RefSeq, a predicted model, not a curated record
AUGGCUUCUCAAACAUUCACAUACCAUUCCAUAUCUCUUCGCUUGCGAAAGAAAUUCUCCACUCGGUAUCUAUUCUCAACAAUCACAACACGCCGGGAACAAGAACACUACCCCUCGAUCAAGUACGCACGGCUUAUCAAGCUUGGCUUUGAAACUGAUUUAUAUAGCUGCAAUAGAUUGAUAUGUGCAUAUUCCAAUGCUAGAGACAUGGCCGCAGCAACAAGAGUGUUUGAGGAAAUGCCCCAUAGGGACAUCAUUACAUAUAAUACUAUCAUAUCAUGCUAUGUUCGGAAUGCGUGCUAUGAAGAAGCUAUCAAACUGUUUAGAAGAAUGCACACCAUGGACGUGGGUUUAGAUAGGUUCACCAUGGCUGCAAUUCUCAAGGCAUGCAACCAUGCAUCAUUUUGUUUGGAUCAUGCACACCAAUUAUAUGCAUGUUCUUGGAAGAAUGGGUUACAUAGCGAUGUUUCUCUAUGCAAUGCUAUGAUUAGCCUCUUCGCUCAGUUGGGCGCAUUAGAAGAAGCUCGGCAGGUCUUCAAUGAAAUGCCUGGAUGA